GAUUCUCUGAGCAUCAGAUUGUUACUGAUAUGGAUAAGGUGAUCUAAAAUGGGUCUGACACAUGAACAGAAGAUCAAAAUCAUCCUUAUAUCUGGGGAACACAGCUAUCGAACAAUAGCAGCUGACUACAACAGAUGGCACACAGACAGAGAACCGGUAUCGCACAGCACGGUGACUCACGUGAUCACCAAAUUCUGGGAGGCGGGCUCUGUCCACAAUAAGGCACGUAGUGGGCGACCAAGGACUUCCACCAAUGUGGGAACUGCAACUGUGGUUGUUGCCUUGUUUGUGAAAAGUCCUAAACAAAGUACCCGUCGUGUGGCGCUAACGUGUGGAAUAAGCCAGUCCUCCGUUGUCCAGAUAUUGCACACCAACAAGUGGCAUCCUUAAAAGCUGCAGAUGCAACAUCAACUUAAUGAGGAUGGCCCUGAUCACCGGUUGGAGUUCUACCUGUGGGCUACUGAACAAAACGAACUGGAUCCUUUGUUUGCCAAGGGCAUACUGUUCAGUGAUGAGGUGUAUUUCACUUUGAACGGGGAGAUUAAUCAAUAUAAUUGUCGAUACUGGAGAGACGCAAAUCCGAACUGGGUUGCCCCAAUUCGAGAACAUAGUCUGGCAAAGGUGAUGGUGUGGUGUGGCAUAUGGGACACCCGCAUCAUUGGGCCAUUUUUCAUUUACAACACCUUAAUUGCACCACAGUAUCUGAUGCUGCUGCAGGACCUUGGGUUCCCUUCCACACUGAACACUGACAGCAUUUUCCCAUCUUAUUUUCAGCAUGAUGGCACCCCUCCAAACUACGGCAUCAGUGUCCAUGAAUGAUUGGAGGAACAACUGCCAGGGAAGUGGAUUGGUUGCCGUGGUCCGGUAGAGUGGUCACCCAGAUCCCCUGACUUAACGCCCCUUGAUUUUUAUCUAUGGGGACAUCUUAAACAGAUAGUGUGUGCUGAGAGCAUCCGUGAUUUGAGACACCUGGAUGAACGGAUACAACAUGCCUGUGACCAAAUUGCUGGAGACACUCUCCUCCAUGUGCAGUCAGAGUGGUUGCGGUGACUACAGUUGUGCAUUGCGCGAGAUGGACAAUACCUAGAACAUGUGUUGUAACAGUCGGUAUGAAGGUAAUUCCCCAACUUUGAAUGACAUUCACUCCAAAAGUUGUGGCCUCACAUCAAACCUAUGUUCCCAUCAUCACAUUUCAAUUUUCCCUUUAAUCUUCCAGGUUAUGAAGGUGUCCAAGGACUUUUGACUCACCCACUAUAUAUAGUGUAAACAAACAAACACACAAAAAUUUGUAUAGUUGAAUGUGUACAUCUCUUAAGCAGUCUGCAGAUCUUGAUUUUUUUUUCAGUCUUAUUCCACAGAAACAGUUGGUUAACAGAGUACUUGGCUUAUAAUGGGAAUGUUGUUACACGUAGCUGUGUCACUAAACAUGUUUCUUACAGCUAACACCUCCAUUUACUUUGUUGAGA
This is a messenger RNA of Schistocerca piceifrons (Central American locust), 1466 nucleotides long. RefSeq lists its product as uncharacterized. The record is from RefSeq and is a predicted model, not a curated record. Gene Ontology annotation, molecular function: nucleic acid binding. NCBI's taxonomy places the organism in Eukaryota, Metazoa, Arthropoda, Insecta, Orthoptera, Acrididae. The transcript is spliced from 2 exons. Bases 400 to 819 code for a protein of 139 amino acids.